Molecule: messenger RNA, 12674 nt
Organism: Misgurnus anguillicaudatus (oriental weatherfish)
Lineage: Eukaryota; Metazoa; Chordata; Actinopteri; Cypriniformes; Cobitidae
Source: RefSeq, a predicted model, not a curated record
AUGGACUCCGACAGAGAGGAUAGUCAUGACCAUCCAGAAGCCAAAGAUUCACCAGUAAACAACAAAAGACGGUCUCCCCCCUCAGACAGGCCUCCUUUUGGCCCUCAUCUGACUCACCACCACAACAUCUCGACAGAUGAACAAGACAGUCCAGAGAGAAUUAUUCAGAAGGAAAAGCUUCAUGCUGAAUUGAAACGAGUUUUGAGUGAGAAGAGAAGCCAUCUCAGAGAAACCCAUUCUACCCUUACUGACAUGGAUGAAAACUCCAAGAAAGACAGCAAGAAUGAGGAGGAGAAGGAUAGGCAUUUGUCAGAGUUUGUGGAAGUAGUUGUUGAAACACAACCCGAGUUUGGAGCAAGUGGAUACAGUGUGGUUGGUGGAGGGGAGCAAGGCAUCUUUAUCAAAGAGGUCCUGAAAGACUCCCCUGCAGCCAAGCACCUCAGCCUACAAAAAGGUGAUCAACUGCUAAGUGCCAAGGUUUAUUUUGAUAAUGUGAAAUAUGAGGACGCAUUAAAAAUUCUCCAGUGUGCAGAACCCUACAAAGUGUCAUUUCUUCUAAAGAGAACUGUGCCAGGAGGUGACAUCAGCAUACACCCAGUUGCACAAAAUCUAGAGCUCAGAGGUCCAAAAGUCAAGAUGCAAAGAAUGAAUGUCAAAAGUGUGAAACCGUUUAAAGCCAAGAGAAAGAGAGGUGGACGAUUUGGAUUAAAAAGACUGAAAGAGAACAAAAACGCAAAAGCAGAGUUGGACAUUGAAGAUUCACCUGGCAGAUCAGACUUUGGUCCUGUUGAUGUUGAGUUUGACUUCCCAAAGAUCAAGAUGAGAAAAGGUGUGAAAGGAACUGUAGAUGGAUCAGGGCAGCUGGAGGGUUUGACCGCUAGUACUAGGAACAAGAGGAAUAUCAGAUUUCCAAAGAUGAAAGUAAAGGAUGCUUCUGUAGGUGAAGGGAAUGUCAAUAUAGAUGUUUCAGCAUAUGAGGGUUGUGCAGAGAGCUCUGGAGCAAAGCUGAAGGACAAGGGAAAAGGUCCAAAAUUAGGAAUGAAUUUACCCAAAAUUAAAACGUCAAAAUUAGAUGUUCAGUCUUCAAAUGGCAACUUUGAGGUAAAAGAACCAAAGGCCCAAAUAAAGCUUCCAUCAACAGAGUCGGAUCUUAGUGUUGGAGAUGAGGUGGAUGGAUACAUGGUCAAAGACCCUAAAAUUUCUCUCCCCAAACUUGAUAUUGCAGUCCCCAAGACAGAAACAUCAGAUGUAAACAUUAGUCUUCCUAAAUUAGAUGUUUCAUUACCAAAGGUGACUUCAAAAAACAUUGAUACUGAGGGACAUGCAAGUACAGGAGUAAAAUUGGAGAUGCCAAAACUGGACAUCGAAACUAGUCUAGAUAUUGAGGGCCACUCUGGCAUAGGUGGAAAGUUCAACAUGCCUAAAGUCAGUGUCUCUCCACCUACUGUAAAGUUACUUGAGAAAGACAAUACAAAGGGAUCUGAAGUAACAGCUGGAAAAUUUGGUAUGCCUUCAGUUGAAAUGUCACUUCCUGAAGGCAAGGCAGAGGGAAAUGUAGAAGUAGUAUAUCCAUCUGGUAAAAUAGGCAAGUUCAAAUUAUCUGGGGCUGAUGCUUUCUUGCCCAAAACAAAAUCAGCACAGGGUGACAUCAGUUUUGAAGGGCCUGACAUGAAAAGAUUCAGCACACCAUCUGUUGAAAUUUCAUUACCAAAAGUAAAAGGCACAAGCGAGGUUGAUGUCAACAAACAUUUAGAAAAAACUGGAGAAUUUGAUGUACCAAAACUGGAUAUGAAUGUGCCAAAUAUUGAAUCAACCAAAAGAGAAAUCCAUAUAGAAGCCAAAACAAGAAGGAAGUUUCAAAUACCCCAAGUAGACCUUUCACUUCCAAGGAUUAAAGCAAAAAAGGUGGAAAUCAAUGUUGAAGGACCUGAUAUCAAAAGUGGAAAGAUUUGCAUGCCUUCUAGAGACAUCUCUUUAUCAGGAGGAGGAGUGGGAGCAGAUGUAGAUGUUAAGGGAAAAGGAGGAAAAGUUGAAGUGCCUAAGAUAGACGUUUCCUUACCUGAACUAAAAUCUCCAGGUGGGGAAAUCAAUGUUGAAGGUCCUGAUAUCAAGGGUGGAAAGUUUCACAUGCCUUCAUUAGAUAUCUCACUACCAAAAGGAGGAGCAGGAGCAGAUGUAGAUGUUAAAGGAAAAGGAGGAAAAUUUGAAAUGCCUAAGAUAGACGUUUCCUUGCCAAAACUGAAAUCUCCAAGUGGUGAAAUCAAUGUUGAAGGUCCUGAUAUCAAAGGUGGAAAGUUUCACAUGCCCUCUUUAGAUAUCUCACUACCAAAAGGAGCAGCAGGAGCAGAUAUAGAUGUUAAAGGAAAAGGAGGAAAAUUUGAAAUGCCUAAAUUAGACGUUUCCUUACCUAAACUGAAAUCUCCAAGUGGUGAAAUCAACGUUGAAGGUCCUGAUAUCAAAGGUGGAAAGUUUCACAUGCCCUCUUUAGAUAUCUCACUACCAAAAGGAGGAGCAGGAGCAGAUGUAGAUGUUAAAGGAAAAGGAGGAAAAUUUGAAAUGCCUAAGAUAGACGUUUCCUUACCUAAACUGAAAUCUCCGGAAGCUGAAAUUAAUGUUGAAGGUCCUGAUAUCAAAGGUGGAAAGUUUCACAUGCCUUCAUUAGAUAUCUCACUACCAAAAGGAGGAGCAGGAGCAGAUAUAGAUGUUAAAGGAAAAGGAGGAAAAUUUGAAAUGCCUAAAUUAGACGUUUCCUUACCUAAACUGAAAUCUCCAAGUGGUGAAAUCAACGUUGAAGGUCCUGAUAUCAAAGGUGGAAAGUUUCACAUGCCCUCUUUAGAUAUCUCACUACCAAAAGGUGGAGCAGGAGCAGAUGUAGAUGUUAAAGGAAAAGGAGGAAAAUUUGAAAUGCCUAAGAUAGAUGUUUCCUUGCCAAAACUGAAAUCUCCGGAAGCUGAAAUUAAUGUUGAAGGUCCUGAUAUCAAAGGUGGAAAGUUUCACAUGCCUUCAUUAGAUAUCUCACUACCAAAAGGAGGAGCAGGAGCAGAUGUAGAUGUUAAAGGAAAAGGAGGAAAAUUUGAAAUGCCUAAGGUAGACGUUUCCUUGCCAAAACUAAAAUCUCCAAGUGGUGAAAUCAACGUUGAAGGUCCUGAUAUCAAAGGUGGAAAGUUUCACAUGCCUUCAUUAGAUAUCUCACUACCAAAAGGAGGAGCAGGAGCAGAUGUAGAUGUUAAAGGAAAAGGAGGAAAAUUUGAAAUGCCUAAGAUAGACGUUUCCUUGCCAAAAUUGAAACUCCCGGAAGCUGAAAUUAAUGUUGAAGGUCCUGAUAUCAAAGGUGGAAAGUUUCACAUGCCCUCUUUAGAUAUCUCACUACCAAAAGGAGGAGCAGGAGCAGAUGUAGAUGUUAAAGGAGGGAAAUUUGAAAUGCCUAAGAUAGACGUUUCCUUGCCAAAACUGAAAUCUCCGGAAGCUGAAAUUAAUGUUGAAGGUCCUGAUAUCAAAGGUGGAAAGUUUCACAUGCCUUCAUUAGAUAUCUCACUACCAAAAGGAGGAGCAGGAGCAGAUGUAGAUGUUAAAGGAAAAGGAGGAAAAUUUGAAAUGCCUAAGAUAGAUGUUUCCUUGCCAAAACUAAAAUCUCCAAGUGGUGAAAUCAACGUUGAAGGUCCUGAUAUCAAAGGUGGAAAGUUUCACAUGCCCUCUUUAGAUAUCUCACUACCAAAAGGAGGAGCAGGAGCAGAUGUAGAUGUUAAAGGAAAAGGAGGAAAAUUUGAAAUGCCUAAGAUAGAUGUUUCCUUGCCAAAACUGAAAUCUCCGGAAGCUGAAAUUAAUGUUGAAGGUCCUGAUAUCAAAGGUGGAAAGUUUCACAUGCCUUCAUUAGAUAUCUCACUACCAAAAGGAGGAGCAGGAGCAGAUGUAGAUGUUAAAGGAGGAAAAUUUGAAAUGCCUAAGAUAGAUGUUUCCUUGCCAAAACUAAAAUCUCCAAGUGGUGAAAUCAACGUUGAAGGUCCUGAUAUCAAAGGAGGAAAAUUUGAAAUGCCUAAGAUAGAUGUUUCCUUGCCAAAACUGAAAUCUCCAAGUGGUGAAAUCAACGUUGAAGGUCCUGAUAUCAAAGGUGGAAAGUUUCACAUGCCUUCAUUAGAUAUCUCACUACCAAAAGGAGGAGCAGGAGCAGAUGUAGAUGUUAAAGGAAAAGGAGGAAAAUUUGAAAUGCCUAAGAUAGACAUUUCCUUGCCAAAACUGAAAUCUCCAGAAGCUGAAAUUAAUGUUGAAGGUCCUGAUAUCAAAGGUGGAAAGUUUCACAUGCCUUCAUUAGAUAUCUCACUACCAAAAGGAGGAGCAGGAGCAGAUGUAGAUGUUAAAGGAGGAAAAUUUGAAAUGCCUAAGAUAGAUGUUUCCUUGCCAAAACUAAAAUCUCCAAGUGGUGAAAUCAACGUUGAAGGUCCUGAUAUCAAAGGUGGAAAGUUUCACAUGCCCUCUUUAGAUAUCUCACUACCAAAAGGAGGAGCAGGAGCAGAUGUAGAUGUUAAAGGAAAAGGAGGAAAAUUUGAAAUGCCUAAGAUAGAUGUUUCCUUGCCAAAACUGAAAUCUCCAAGUGGUGAAAUCAACGUUGAAGGUCCUGAUAUCAAAGGUGGAAAGUUUCACAUGCCCUCUUUAGAUAUCUCACUACCAAAAGGAGGAGCAGGAGCAGAUGUAGAUGUUAAAGGAAAAGGAGGAAAAUUUGAAAUGCCUAAGAUAGACAUUUCCUUGCCAAAACUGAAAUCUCCAGAAGCUGAAAUUAAUGUUGAAGGUCCUGAUAUCAAAGGUGGAAAGUUUCACAUGCCUUCAUUAGAUAUCUCACUACCAAAAGGAGGAGCAGGAGCAGAUGUAGAUGUUAAAGGAGGAAAAUUUGAAAUGCCUAAGAUAGAUGUUUCCUUGCCAAAACUAAAAUCUCCAAGUGGUGAAAUCAACGUUGAAGGUCCUGAUAUCAAAGGUGGAAAGUUUCACAUGCCCUCUUUAGAUAUCUCACUACCAAAAGGAGGAGCAGGAGCAGAUGUAGAUGUUAAAGGAAAAGGAGGAAAAUUUGAAAUGCCUAAGAUAGAUGUUUCCUUGCCAAAACUGAAAUCUCCAAGUGGUGAAAUCAACGUUGAAGGUCCUGAUAUCAAAGGGGGAAAGUUUCACAUGCCUUCAUUAGAUAUCUCACUACCAAAAGGAGGAGCAGGAGCAGAUGUAGAUGUUAAAGGAAAAGGAGGAAAAUUUGAAAUGCCUAAGAUAGAUGUUUCCUUGCCAAAACUGAAAUCUCCGGAAGCUGAAAUUAAUGUUGAAGGUCCUGAUAUCAAAGGUGGAAAGUUUCACAUGCCCUCUUUAGAUAUCUCACUACCAAAAGGAGGAGCAGGAGCAGAUAUAGAUGUUAAAGGAAAAGGAGGAAAAUUUGAAAUGCCUAAGAUAGAUGUUUCCUUGCCAAAACUGAAAUCUCCGGAAGCUGAAAUUAAUGUUGAAGGUCCUGAUAUCAAAGGUGGAAAGUUUCACGUGCCUUCAUUAGAUAUCUCACUACCAAAAGGAGGAGCAGGAGCAGAUGUAGAUGUUAAAGGAAAAGGAGGAAAAUUUGAAAUGCCUAAGGUAGACGUUUCCUUGCCAAAACUAAAAUCUCCAAGUGGUGAAAUCAACGUUGAAGGUCCUGAUAUCAAAGGUGGAAAGUUUCACAUGCCUUCAUUAGAUAUCUCACUACCAAAAGGAGGAGCAGGAGCAGAUGUAGAUGUUAAAGGAAAAGGAGGCAAAUUUGAAAUGCCUAAGAUAGAUGUUUCCUUGCCAAAACUGAAAUCUCCGGAAGCUGAAAUUAAUGUUGAAGGUCCUGAUAUCAAAGGUGGAAAGUUUCACAUGCCUUCAUUAGAUAUCUCACUACCAAAAGGAGGAGCAGGAGCAGAUGUAGAUGUUAAAGGAGGGAAAUUUGAAAUGCCUAAGAUAGAUGUUUCCUUGCCAAAACUGAAAUCUCCAAGUGGUGAAAUCAACGUUGAAGGUCCUGAUAUCAAAGGUGGAAAGUUUCACAUGCCCUCUUUAGAUAUCUCACUACCAAAAGGAGGAGCAGGAGCAGAUGUAGAUGUUAAAGGAGGAAAAUUUGAAAUGCCUAAGAUAGAUGUUUCCUUGCCAAAACUAAAAUCUCCAAGUGGUGAAAUCAACGUUGAAGGUCCUGAUAUCAAAGGUGGAAAGUUUCACAUGCCCUCUUUAGAUAUCUCACUACCAAAAGGAGGAGCAGGAGCAGAUGUAGAUGUUAAAGGAAAAGGAGGAAAAUUUGAAAUGCCUAAGGUAGACGUUUCCUUGCCAAAACUAAAAUCUCCAAGUGGUGAAAUCAACGUUGAAGGUCCUGAUAUCAAAGGUGGAAAGUUUCACAUGCCCUCUUUAGAUAUCUCACUACCAAAAGGAGGAGCAGGAGCAGAUGUAGAUGUUAAAGGAAAAGGAGGAAAAUUUGAAAUGCCUAAGAUAGACGUUUCCUUGCCAAAAUUGAAAUCUCCGGAAGCUGAAAUUAAUGUUGAAGGUCCUGAUAUCAAAGGUGGAAAGUUUCACAUGCCCUCUUUAGAUAUCUCACUACCAAAAGGAGGAGCAGGAGCAGAUGUAGAUGUUAAAGGAAAAGGAGGAAAAUUUGAAAUGCCUAAAUUAGACGUUUCCUUACCUAAACUGAAAUCUCCAGGUGCGGAAAUCAACGUUGAAGGUCCUGAUAUCAAAGGUGGAAAGUUUCACAUGCCCUCUUUAGAUAUCUCACUACCAAAAGGAGGAGCAGGAGCAGAUGUAGAUGUUAAAGGAAAAGGAGGAAAAUUUGAAAUGCCUAAGAUAGACAUUUCCUUGCCAAAACUGAAAUCUCCAGAAGCUGAAGUUAAUGUUGAAGGUCCUGAUAUAAAAGGUGGAAAGUUUCACAUGCCUUCAUUAGAUAUCUCACUACCAAAAGGAGGAGCAGGAGCAGAUGUAGAUGUUAAAGGAGGAAAAUUUGAAAUGCCUAAGAUAGAUGUUUCCUUGCCAAAACUAAAAUCUCCAAGUGGUGAAAUCAACGUUGAAGGUCCUGAUAUCAAAGGUGGAAAGUUUCACAUGCCCUCUUUAGAUAUCUCACUACCAAAAGGAGGAGCAGGAGCAGAUGUAGAUGUUAAAGGAAAAGGAGGGAAAUUUGAAAUGCCUAAGAUAGACGUUUCCUUGCCAAAACUGAAAUCUCCGGAAGCUGAAAUUAAUGUUGAAGGUCCUGAUAUCAAAGGUGGAAAGUUUCACAUGCCCUCUUUAGAUAUCUCACUACCAAAAGGAGGAGCAGGAGCAGAUAUAGAUGUUAAAGGAAAAGGAGGGAAAUUUGAAAUGCCUAAGAUAGAUGUUUCCUUGCCAAAACUAAAAUCUCCAAGUGGUGAAAUCAACGUUGAAGGUCCUGAUAUCAAAGGUGGAAAAUUUCACAUGCCUUCGUUAGAUAUCUCACUACCAAAAGGAGGAGCAGGAGCAGAUGUAGAUGUUAAAGGAAAAGGAGGAAAAUUUGAAAUGCCUAAGAUAGAUGUUUCCUUACCUAAACUGAAAUCUCCAGGUGCGGAAAUCAACGUUGAAGGUCCUGAUAUCAAAGGUGGAAAGUUUCACAUGCCCUCUUUAGAUAUCUCACUACCAAAAGGAGGAGCAGGAGCAGAUGUAGAUGUUAAAGGAAAAGGAGGAAAAUUUGAAAUGCCUAAGGUAGACGUUUCCUUGCCAAAACUAAAAUCUCCAAGUGGUGAAAUCAACGUGGAAGGUCCUGAUAUCAAAGGUGGAAAGUUUCACAUGCCCUCUUUAGAUAUCUCACUACCAAAAGGAGGAGCAGGAGCAGAUGUAGAUGGUAAAGGAAAAGGAGGAAAAUUUGAAAUGCCUAAGAUAGACGUUUCCUUGCCAAAACUAAAAUCUCCAAGUGGUGAAAUCAACGUUGAAGGUCCUGAUAUCAAAGGUGGAAAGUUUCACAUGCCCUCUUUAGAUAUCUCACUACCAAAAGGAGGAGCAGGAGCAGAUGUAGAUGUUAAAGGAAAAGGAGGAAAAUUUGAAAUGCCUAAGAUAGACGUUUCCUUGCCAAAAUUGAAAUCUCCGGAAGCUGAAAUUAAUGUUGAAGGUCCUGAUAUCAAAGGUGGAAAGUUUCACAUGCCCUCUUUAGAUAUCUCACUACCAAAAGGAGGAGCAGGAGCAGUUGUAGAUGUUAAAGGAAAAGGAGGAAAAUUUGAAAUGCCUAAAUUAGACGUUUCCUUACCUAAACUGAAAUCUCCAGGUGCGGAAAUCAACGUUGAAGGUCCUGAUAUCAAAGGUGGAAAGUUUCACAUGCCCUCUUUAGAUAUCUCACUACCAAAAGGAGGAGCAGGAGCAGAUGUAGAUGUUAAAGGAAAAGGAGGAAAAUUUGAAAUGCCUAAGAUAGAUAUUUCCUUGCCAAAACUGAAAUCUCCAGAAGCUGAAGUUAAUGUUGAAGGUCCUGAUAUCAAAGGUGGAAAGUUUCACAUGCCUUCAUUAGAUAUCUCACUACCAAAAGGAGGAGCAGGAGCAGAUGUAGAUGUUAAAGGAGGAAAAUUUGAAAUGCCUAAGAUAGAUGUUUCCUUGCCAAAACUAAAAUCUCCAAGUGGUGAAAUCAACGUUGAAGGUCCUGAUAUCAAAGGUGGAAAGUUUCACAUGCCCUCUUUAGAUAUCUCACUACCAAAAGGAGGAGCAGGAGCAGAUGUAGAUGUUAAAGGAAAAGGAGGAAAAUUUGAAAUGCCUAAGGUAGACAUUUCCUUGCCAAAACUAAAAUCUCCAAGUGGUGAAAUCAACGUUGAAGGUCCUGAUAUCAAAGGUGGAAAGUUUCACAUGCCCUCUUUAGAUAUCUCACUACCAAAAGGAGGAGCAGGAGCAGAUGUAGAUGUUAAAGGAAAAGGAGGAAAAUUUGAAAUGCCUAAGGUAGACAUUUCCUUGCCAAAACUAAAAUCUCCAAGUGGUGAAAUCAACGUUGAAGGUCCUGAUAUCAAAGGUGGAAAGUUUCACAUGCCUUCAUUAGAUAUCUCACUACCAAAAGGAGGAGCAGGAGCAGAUGUAGAUGUUAAAGGAGGGAAAUUUGAAAUGCCUAAGAUAGACAUUUCCUUGCCAAAACUAAAAUCUCCAAGUGAUGAAAUCAACGUUGAAGGUCCUGAUAUUAAAGGUGGAAAGUUUCACAUGCCCUCUUUAGAUAUCUCACUACCAAAAGGAGGAGCAGGAGCAGAUGUAGAUGUUAAAGGAAAAGGAGGAAAAUUUGAAAUGCCUAAGAUAGAUGUUUCCUUGCCAAAACUGAAAUCUCCGGAAGCUGAAAUUAAUGUUGAAGGUCCUGAUAUCAAAGGUGGAAAGUUUCACAUGCCUUCAUUAGAUAUCUCACUACCAAAAGGAGGAGCAGGAGCAGAUGUAGAUGUUAAAGGAAAAGGAGGAAAAUUUGAAAUGCCUAAGGUAGACGUUUCCUUGCCAAAACUAAAAUCUCCAAGUGGUGAAAUCAACGUUGAAGGUCCUGAUAUCAAAGGUGGAAAGUUUCACAUGCCCUCUUUAGAUAUCUCACUACCAAAAGGAGGAGCAGGAGCAGAUGUAGAUGUUAAAGGAGGAAAAUUUGAAAUGCCUAAGAUAGAUGUUUCCUUGCCAAAACUAAAAUCUCCAAGUGGUGAAAUCAACGUUGAAGGUCCUGAUAUCAAAGGUGGAAAGUUUCACAUGCCCUCUUUAGAUAUCUCACUACCAAAAGGAGGAGCAGGAGCAGAUGUAGAUGUCAAAGGAAAAGGAGGAAAAUUUGAAAUGCCUAAGAUAGAUGUUUCUUUGCCAAAAUUGAAAUCUCCGGAAGCUGAAGUUAAUGUUGAAGGUCCUAAUAUCAAAGGUGGAAAGUUUCACAUGCCUUCAUUAGAUAUCUCACUACCAAAAGGAGGAGCAGGAGUGGAUGUAGAUGUUAAAGGAGGAAAAUUUGAAAUGCCUAAGAUAGAUGUUUCCUUGCCAAAACUAAAAUCUCCAAGUGGUGAAAUCAACGUUGAAGGUCCUGAUAUCAAAGGUGGAAAGUUUCACAUGCCCUCUUUAGAUAUCUCACUACCAAAAGGAGGAGCAGGAGCAGAUAUAGAUGUUAAAGGAAAAGGAGGAAAAUUUGAAAUGCCUAAAUUAGAUGUUUCCUUGCCAACUGUUGACAUUUCUGCUCCUAAAGUUGAUCUAGAUUUUACUCUUCCAAAGGGAAAAGGCAAUGAUAGAGAAAAUAUUGAACUUCUUAAAGCAGAGGGUGGAAGGCCAUCCUCUGGGGCAAGUUUUGAUAUUCCAGAUGUCUAUGUAAAAAUGCCCAAAAUGCUCCCUAAAUUUGGCAAAAAAUUGAAUAGCGGAGACAGUGGAUCUGCAAAUUUAGAAAUGGAAAGAAAACUGCCAUCAGUUGAUGUAGAUGGAAAAAUGAAGAAGACCAAAACCAAAAUGCCAGAUAUGGACAUGUCCUUGGAUAUACGAAACAAAGGAAAGGUCAAAAUGCCAACAGUUGAGAUAUCACUGCCAACAACAAAAAUUCCGGAAUGUGAGGUAUUGCUUCCAAAAGGUGAGGUUGAUGUAUCUGAAGCAGAUAUCAAAAGCUAUGAAGGCAGCCUAAAAAUCCCUAAGAUGCCAAAUGUUGAUAUAUCAGUCCCAAAAGUUGAUUUAGAUGUGUCCUUGCCUAGAGUAAAACUUGAUGAGUCAAUGGAUUCAACCUCCUCCGAUUUACAUAUUGAAAGUAGCAGUGGUACAGUAAAAUUUCCUCAUAUAAAAAUCCCCAAAGUAGACAUUUCAAUUCCACAUGGAAAAACAGAAGACAUUAACACAGAUGCAAACUUGCCCAAAACAAAAACCACUGACACAGAGAUAUCCACUCCAAAGAAAAUGACAUCCCCAAAAAUUCCAGAUAUUGAUUUUGACAUUGAGACCGUUCAAGUUGACACUAACAAUGAAGAUGUUAAAAGACAGGCUGCUAAAGUCAAAAUUCAAAAGUUUGGGAUACCUCUACCUUCUUUAAGUUCACCUGAAGCCAAUCUUACAUCAUCUCAGGUUAAAGGUCAUUCUGUACCAUUGGACUAUAAGGUCGAGUAUGAGAGCCCAACUAUGCCAAAAGUAAGAAAAGCUGUAUUUGUUAUGGUGACUCCAGAAACGCAGAGCGCUGAUGUUGCAGGUAGUGAAGCAAGUACAGAACUUAAAUAUGACGGGGUGAAGUUAACAAAGUUUAAAAUGAAGCCAAGUUUUAGCAAGUCUCAAUCGAAUGAAAAGGGGAAAUCCAUAAGUGGUGGUGAAGAGGAGGUAGAAACACAGAAGAAGACAAAGACUAGUAUGCUGAAGUUGCCCAAAGUCACAUUAUCACCUGGAAAGACUGGAUCUUUUGAGGUAACACCAAGUGGGUCUGAUGAUAGAACAAGCCAACCCCUAAAUGGUAACAAAGAUGACAAUACAAAGCUUGUAAAGCUUAAAUUUCCCAAAGUGGAGUUUUUUUCACCAUACACAGGUGAGAAAGAAAAGAUGGAAACAGCUACGAAACUGAGGAAAGAGGAUGGCAAAGAGAGCAAAUCUGGCAAAACGUUGUUCCCGGGUGUCAAGAAGAAAACAGGAAAGGAUGAGGAUGAGCUGAGGGAGGGUGGUGUUUUAGUAUACUCAAAAGCAAGGACUGAAAUGCUGGAAGAGCAUGAGAGAUGUGAAGAGAGAGAGGAAACAACAUGGUUUAAAGUACCUAAAGUCACCCUUAGCCCUCAUUCAACUGGCUUGCUUCACGUCACUCCGGAUGAGUCGCCAAAGGGAAGCAAGACCUCAUUGUCAUGCUCUGGUGAAGAAGCCAUUGGAGGUUUUUAUGUGAAAAUGCCAAGUGUAGAGUUUUCAACACAUGAAAUGUCCUCAGAGCAACUGGUUACUGAAACAACUGUAGUGACUAAGACGACAACGUAUACAGAGACAAAAAGUAGCAGCACAAAAUUGUAGGCAUCUUAUACAAUGGAACAGGUAGCAGAAUAAUAUAUUUUUAUAUGUGACUAUAUUCUUCAGUAAUGCUUGAUGUUUUUAUUCAUUUUAAAGCAAAGUUUUCUCAAGCUUUAGAAGGAACAAAAUAAUAUAUGCAUAAUGAAAAUGUUGCUACCAAAGAAUAUUAUUUCUCAUUUUCAUGUUUUGUAACUUUCUGCCCUGUAGGACGCUUUAAAUAUAUUUGUAAAGAUUACAUUUACAGAUGUAAUGUAAAUGUAAUAUUUGUAAAGAUAUUUCUUAUUUAUCCACACACACAAAUAUAUAUAUAUAUAUAUACACAUCUAUUAGAUCUAUUACACUAUUUUUUGCUGCUUGGGUUGUUUGUUUUAAUGACAUUUAAAGAUAGAUAUUUAUAAGAUAGGUAUUGUUUAUUUUACAUACUACUAUAUACUAUUUUCCCCAUAUUUAUAUGCAUGACCUGUACAGAUUAUCUGUGAUGCUGAGAUUGUAUUGACUUUUGAGAUUUCCUUAUCCAUAAUGUUUUGAAUGUGAUCUAAAUGUCUCUAUUCAGGGGGAGGGUGCAGAAUUUUUACAUCGCAAACAUUGGGUCUGUAAUGUUUUUCUUGUUUAAAUAAACUCUAGUUGGUAAUGGAAGAAGUGUUAAAUGCCUGCAGUAUUAUUGUAUUUGUAUAAUUAAUUUUCAGAUUUAGUACUGAAUUGCAUGUUUGUAAUGUUUGUGUUGUUUGUGUUAUAAAACACAAUUUGCUAAAGCAACAAUAAAAUAUUCAAAUAAAAUAUUAAACUUCUUA